Molecule: messenger RNA, 2630 nt
Organism: Rattus norvegicus (Norway rat)
Lineage: Eukaryota; Metazoa; Chordata; Mammalia; Rodentia; Muridae
Gene: Fgf23
Product: fibroblast growth factor 23
Exons: 3
Coding region: 127-882 (251 amino acids)
Biological process (GO): negative regulation of osteoblast differentiation; phosphate ion homeostasis; negative regulation of bone mineralization
Cellular component (GO): extracellular region
Molecular function (GO): growth factor activity
Source: RefSeq, marked validated
CUAGCCCAGGAUCCCCACCUCAGUUCUCAGCUUCUUCCUAGGAAGAAGACAGUAAGGCCAGCGAGGUCCCAGGCUGUCUGGGAGUGUCAGAUUUCAACCUCAGCAAUAGCCACUCAGCGCUGUGCGAUGCUGGGGGCCUGCCUCAGACUCCUGGUGGGCGCUCUGUGCACCGUCUGCAGCUUGGGCACUGCUAGAGCCUAUUCAGACACUUCCCCACUGCUUGGCUCCAACUGGGGGAGCCUGACCCACCUGUACACAGCUACAGCCAGGAACAGCUAUCACCUACAGAUCCAUAGGGAUGGCCAUGUAGACGGAACACCCCAUCAGACUAUCUACAGUGCCCUGAUGAUCACAUCAGAGGAUGCUGGCUCCGUAGUGAUAAUAGGGGCCAUGACCAGAAGGUUCCUUUGUAUGGAUCUCCGCGGCAACAUUUUUGGAUCGUAUCACUUCAGCCCGGAGAACUGCAGAUUCCGCCAGUGGACGCUAGAGAACGGCUACGACGUCUACCUGUCACCGAAGCAUCACUACCUGGUGAGCUUGGGCCGCUCCAAGCGCAUCUUCCAGCCCGGUACCAACCCGCCGCCCUUCUCGCAGUUCCUGGCGCGCAGGAACGAGGUCCCGCUGCUGCACUUCUACACCGCGCGCCCACGGCGCCACACGCGCAGCGCCGAGGACCCGCCCGAGCGCGACCCGCUGAAUGUGCUCAAGCCGCGGCCCCGCGCUACUCCCAUACCGGUAUCCUGCUCGCGAGAGCUACCGAGUGCAGAGGAAGGUGGCCCCGCGGCCAGCGACCCCCUGGGAGUGCUGCGCAGAGGCCGCGGGGAUGCUCGCCGGGGCGCGGGAGGCACGGAUCGGUGUCGCCCCUUUCCCAGGUUCGUCUAGGUCCCCAGCCCCGGCUGCCUCCACCUUCAUCCUCCAGUCGGUUCACCCCACGUGGAGAGCUGGGGUACCCUGAAGAUGUCUGCUUCUCUCCCUUCCCUUUGGGCCUGAGAGUCACCUGCAAGGUUCCAGCCAGGCACCGCUAUUCAGAGCCAACAGUGGGAGGCUGGAGAGGUGGCCCAGACAAUUCUCAGCACCCACAACUACCUGUAAUUCUAGCUCCAGGGAAAUCUGCACUCUCACACACAUAUCCACACAUGCAUACAUUUAAUUUUAAAUGUUGAUCUAUUUUGAAGACCCCAACAGGUAAACUAGACACGAGGCUCUUUUAAUUUUACUUUCCUCAGAGGUAAACUAGACGCUUAGCCCGUCUCUUGCCUAGCGUUCUUAUCGAUCAGUUAGCACGAGGAAAGAGCUCACACCUUGAACACAGAGAAGAGGCCAUCUCUGCAGCUUCUUGUUACUGUUCUGGGACCCACAUGAGUUUGAGUUUGAGUACCUUGACCUUAAUGUCUUCACUGGGCAAGCCGAAGGAAGACAUAGAUUUCUUCCCUUUGGGAAGAGCUUUUGGAAAAGAUUGGCGGGAGGCUGACAAGGAGACCCAAAGGCACGGUGAACCAAAGCCCACUCCACAGAGUUCAGCCUCACUACAGAAUGAACACCCUUUGCCAGCAAGUGCCGAACCUGCUUACUUCCCAGCUCCCUGCGAUAGAACGUGCUUUUCUGUUGGUAGCUUUCUGAAUUUACCCUGGCUCAGCAAAGUCUACCUUGCUAGGGUGUUUUGCAAAAUGCAAAAGCAUGAACUCUCUCUAAAGAGGCAUUUUAGUAAAAGCUUCUGCUAGCCGGUCGAGUUGUAAUAUAUUCUAAGUGAAUGUGCCUGGAGGGGAAGGGUCCUUGAGACCUGGGAUUGUUCCAGGUUAGGGUUUCUGUGAAGUGGAAAGAAAAAAAAAAGUUUUUUCCUAAGUGAAAUGGGAUCCAGGACUUACUAGCUAGAGUCGGGGGGUGGGGGUGGGGGUCUCCUGCAGGGGUUAACCCCACAAUGGCAGCUACUCUUGGGAACUUUUAGGGCAUUAAAGGAAGACAUCUUUCAUUUGUCCCAGAAACCCCAGGGCUGUCCUGGGGUGAGCAUAGCCUCACAGUGAACAGCAAGACGUGUUAGGCAGGCUUUGAGGUUGUCCCCCCUCUGUACCUUAUUAGCUGGUGGUCGACCUCGACGAAGGGCACCUCCUUUCUACCUCUACUUAAAUGAGAACUGAAGGGCACAGUAAUGGCCCAGUCCUUCAGACAAUUCCGUGCUUUCCACUGUCAUCAUGUACCCACUUAGAAAUGGACCCACUGUUUUUUUGCUUAUCAGAGGAACAGCAGCCAAUGUGACCACCUCCACCUCUGAGUUACUAAAUGCUGUGCAUAGAUAGCAGUAGGUACCACGCACCCCAAACCUUUUCUUCGCUGGCUUUCAUUCCUGCUGGGGAUCGGUCAGCACAGCAGCCACCGGAAGCCUGCCCACUGAGGCAACUCUGUGGAAAGCCCAGAAAGAACUUAACUGGGUGUAAACUCAAGCCCAACACCACCGAGAGGCCUUCUUUUUGGCGGAGCCGAGGUCGUCUUGUAAUUUCUUAGGUCCCUUUGCACGUGGCGAUAUUUAUUUAUUUAUUUGAAAGAUUCUGCCUAUCACUCUAUAUUUAUAGUUAUUUAUGAAAUGUAACCCCACUUCUGUCCUUGAGUUUUAAAUAAAAAUAAGAUUUCUGUCA